AUGUCCCGCUUGAAGACUCGACGCCUGGCCGACAAGACAGUUGUCAAGCAGACCUCCAAGGUCCUGAAGCUCGAAGACCAAGAAGCAGGGCCAACGCGUGAAGAAGUUGAGAGAGUGAUUCAGGAAGGCCUGGAGACCCAAAGCAUGGAGACCCUGAAUUGCACCAAAGCCCACGUGAAAGAAGCUGAGACCAUAGUGAACGAAUUGAGAGAACAAGCGGUGGAAACUAAAGGCAAGUGGACAGAGGAGCUUUCUCAUCAUUUUCUGCCCGAAGUCGCGAAGAACGAAAGUACAGGAGUGAAGGACUCAUUUAACAUUCGUUGUGGCAAGGAUUUGCGUAGUUCGGUUGACUGCGCAUUUUGGAAUUUCACGCCCAAGGGCGAUCACGAUUCAUGUCGUGUGUGCGAAGGUGCCAGAUGUGUGCGCCAGUUUGGACAUUGUGCACAGUCGCCCUAG
Messenger RNA from Durusdinium trenchii, 456 nucleotides. The record is from the annotation of a GenBank genome assembly. NCBI's taxonomy places the organism in Eukaryota, Dinophyceae, Suessiales, Symbiodiniaceae.